Rangifer tarandus platyrhynchus (Svalbard reindeer) is the source of this 2244-nucleotide messenger RNA. The record is from the annotation of a GenBank genome assembly. NCBI's taxonomy places the organism in Eukaryota, Metazoa, Chordata, Mammalia, Artiodactyla, Cervidae.
AUGGCGAGGAGUUUAUCAGUGAUCUUGAUCCUGACCUUGACUCUGUCAGUCACAAAUCCCCUUCAUGAAGUAGGACCAGCCACUGCUUUCCCUCAGACCACUGAGAAAAUUAUUCCAAGUUGGGAAUCUGGUAUUAAUGUUGACUUGGCAGUUACCACACGGCAGCAUCAUCUCCAGCAGCUUUUCCACCGCUAUGGAGAAAAUAAUUCCCUAUCAAUUGAAGGGUUCAAAAAGUUGCUUCAGAAUAUAGGCAUAGAUAAGAUUAAGAGAAUUCAUAUACACCAUGACCAUGAACAUCACUCUGACCAUGAGCAUCACUCUGACCAUGAGCAUCACUCUGACCAUGAGCAUCACUCUCACCAUAAUCAUGCUGCUUCCAGUAAAAAUAGUCGGAAAGCUCUCUGCCCAGAUCAUGACUCUGAUGGUUCAAGCAAAGACCCAAGAAACAGCCACGGGAAGGGAUCUCAUCGAUCAGAACAUGCCAGUGGCAGAAGGAAUGUUUUAAUCAAGGAGGGUGUUGGUGCUAGUGAAGUGACCUCAACUGUGUAUAAUGCUGUCUCUGAGGGAACUCACUUUCUCGAGACCAUAGAAACUCCAAAACAUGGAAAACUUCUCCCCAAAGAUGUGAACAGUUCCACUCCACCCAGUGUCACAGAAAAGAGCCGGGCAAGCAGACUGGCUAGUAGGAGAAGCAAUGAAUCAAUGAGUGAGCCCAGAAAAGACUUUAUGUAUUCCAGAAGCCCAGGCGAAAAUACUCAAGAGUGUUUCAGUGCCUCAAAGCUGCUUACAUCUCAUGGCAUGGGCAUCCAGGUUCCAUUGAAUGCCACCGAGUUCAACUAUCUCUGCCCAGCCAUCAUCAAUCAGAUUGAUACUAGAUCGUGUCUGAUUCAUACAACAAGUGAAAAGAAAGCUGAAAUCCCUCCAAAGACCUAUUCUUUACAAAUAGCCUGGGUUGGUGGCUUCAUCGCCAUUUCCGUCAUCAGUUUCCUGUCUUUGUUGGGCGUUAUCUUAGUGCCGCUCAUGAAUCGGGUGUUCUUCAAGUUUCUUCUGAGUUUCCUUGUGGCCUUGGCUGUCGGGACACUGAGUGGUGAUGCUUUCUUACACCUUCUUCCACACUCCCAUGCAAGUCAUCACCAUAGUCACAGCCAUGAAGAAGCAGCAAUGGAAAUGAAGAGGGGACCACUUUUCAGCCACCUCUCUUCUCAAAACAUGCAAGAAAAUACCUAUUUUGAUUCUACAUGGAAAGGGCUGACAGCUCUGGGAGGCUUAUAUUUCAUGUUUCUUGUUGAACAUGUCCUCACGUUGAUCAAGCAAUUUAAAGAUAAGAAGAAAAAGAAUCAGAAGAAACCUGAAAAUGAUGAUGAUGUGGAGAUUAAAAAGCAGCUGUCCAAGUAUGAAUCUCAACUUUCAACAAAUGAGGAGAAAGUAGAUGCAGAUGAUCGACCUGAAGGCUAUUUACGAGCUGACUCACAAGAGCCCUCCCACUUUGAUUCUCAGCAGCCAGCAAUCUUGGAAGAAGAGGAGGUCAUGAUAGCUCAUGCCCAUCCGCAGGAAGUUUACAAUGAAUAUGUCCCCAGAGGGUGCAAGAAUAAAUGCCAUUCACAUUUCCAUGAUACACUCGGCCAGUCUGAUGAUCUCAUCCACCACCAUCAUGACUACCAUCACAUUCUCCAUCACCACCACCACCAGAACCACCACCCCCACAGCCACAGCCAGCGCUACUCUCGGGAGGAGCUGAAAGAUGCUGGCAUUGCCACACUGGCCUGGAUGGUGAUCAUGGGGGACGGCCUGCACAAUUUCAGCGAUGGCCUCGCAAUCGGUGCUGCUUUUACUGAAGGUUUAUCGAGUGGUUUAAGUACUUCUGUUGCAGUGUUUUGUCAUGAGUUGCCUCAUGAAUUAGGUGACUUUGCUGUCUUACUCAAGGCUGGCAUGACUGUUAAGCAGGCUGUUCUUUAUAAUGCCCUGUCAGCCAUGCUGGCGUAUCUUGGAAUGGCCACAGGAAUUUUCAUUGGUCAUUAUGCUGAGAAUGUUUCUAUGUGGAUAUUUGCACUUACUGCAGGCUUGUUCAUGUAUGUUGCUCUGGUUGAUAUGGUACCUGAGAUGUUGCACAAUGAUGCUAGUGACCAUGGAUGUAGCCGCUGGGGAUAUUUCUUUUUACAGAAUGCUGGGAUACUUUUGGGUUUUGGAAUUAUGUUGCUUAUUUCCAUAUUUGAACAUAAAAUUGUGUUUCGUAUAAAUUUCUAA